Molecule: messenger RNA, 856 nt
Organism: Pseudophryne corroboree (corroboree frog)
Lineage: Eukaryota; Metazoa; Chordata; Amphibia; Anura; Myobatrachidae
Gene: TRIQK
Product: triple QxxK/R motif containing
Exons: 5
Coding region: 161-418 (85 amino acids)
Cellular component (GO): endoplasmic reticulum membrane
Source: RefSeq, a predicted model, not a curated record
AGGCCGCAUCACGACUCCCGGCCGUUGUGCAGGCAGCCACAGAGCAGGAGGAGGAGGAGGAGCGGAGGGGGCGCACACUGACUCGGAGACUAGUGGUUUAUGGAUCAGUUCUUUUUAUAUAACCUGCAUUUAGAAAAGUAACACAAUUUAGGGAAAGAAAAUGGGUAGAAAAGAUGCUUCAACAAUGAGAGCACCAGUCGAUCAAUAUCGUAAGCAAAUAGGAAGACAAGACUACAAGAAAAACAAGCCUGUAUUAAGAGCAACAAGACUAAAAGCUGAAGCCAAGAAAGCGGCAAUAGGGAUUAAGGAGGUGCUCCUUGUUGUCGUGGCGAUCUUGGUGCUUCUACUGGCUUGUUAUGCCUUCUUUUAUCUUAACAUGAGCCAGAUCACGGAAUCCACAGAAGACUUUUCAGACUAGCGUCUACGUGAUAUGUCUGUAUAUGGCUUCUGUAACGAAGGACUCUGACGAUAUGAAAGCAUUACAGCGGUGCUGCGGCUGCAGUUUGUCAUUAGGAAAAGCUGAUACAUUCCACUUCUUGUACAAUGAUAAUGAAGCACAAAAUACAGAAGUCUUACUGCAAUUAUGUGUAAGCAUUCCAGAUCCUAAUAAAUAGAAAUUGUCCGUUCUGUAGUAAAUUCCAAUGUGUCUUUUGGGAAAGGCUAUAUUUUCAAGUGUUGAUUUUCAAGGAAUGUGUGUCUAUGUAUGUUGAUUUGUAAACUUCAUUCUAUUUACUGUUGCCAUGAUUCUGAUGAGGAACAUUUUACAUAUGAGGAUUUUGAUAAAAAUGUAUCUUUCUUUUAAACUUAUGUUGACUCUUUUUGUAUUGAACCCACAUUAAACAUACUAUAAUUAUCA